CUCUGCUUUAGAAGCAUAAACAACACCAACCACGUCGGACGUGUAGUGCGCGCAAAUGCAAAUUGUCAAACUAAUUUUAAAUAGUAGUAACAUGACAAAAAAAUUAAAUAACAUAGCUUCAAAUAUUGUAAAUUGACGGCGUAAAUUAAUACGAAAUAAAACGCGAAUGCAAAGGUGGCUAACAUCACAAUAAAUAUGUAUGCCUGAUUUUGUCAGUUAAAAGUGGCCGCUUAAAGCUCGGCUUAUGUAAAUUUAUAUCUAUGUAUGUUGGUAUUUAUGUAUGUACAUAUAUACAAGUGUUGCUUGCCGGGCUGUUGUUUGUGCGGUUGAGUGUUUAGAUUUCGUUGCCGGUGCAUAGUUAAUUUUGCACAAAGUGAAGUGUUAAAAGUUACGGGCUUUUAAUUCCCUCAAUAAAGCCGAAAUUGAAGUGCAGAAAGCUAUGGAGCGAGUGUAAACUGAAAGAAAAUUUACACACACAAACAUGCGCGGUGGCUCGCAUACAUGACGAUCAUUUCUUCUUCUUCUUCUUUUUGCGGGACGUGUUGCGCCUUAGCUUACCUGAGGGAAGGAGUGAGAGCGCGAUAGCGUCUGCUUGUGUGAGUGCGUGUGCUAAAGCAAACUAGCGAGAGAGCGCGCAAACGAGCGAAGUCAAGCUUUUAAGUUAAAGUUCUUUAGCUUGCGUCGGCGUAGCGUUGGCAUCGACAUAAACAUCAACAGCAGCAGCAGCAACAACAACAAUAUCAACAACAACAACGUCAACAGGUUAGACUUGUCUGCAGCACUUGACACUGGCACUUGGCUCUUGGCUCUUGGAUACCCUGGAUCUCAGUCUUUAGCGGGCAUACACUAGCAAGGCAUCGUCAUUCGUUAUGCUGUACAGUAAAAUAUGGCCACGUCGACACUUUAUGUUGCUGGGGUGACCUGCUUGGGGUUUGUGUGCUUCGCUUUGGCCUCUGUCGCCAUUGGCAUACCCAUUUGGGGCUACUACGACAGUCCGUCUGGUGGCUAUGACUACGAUCGCGGCUAUUUCGGUCCCUUCAAAGUGUGCAAGCAACUGACUUACAAUCGCGAGAAGUGCGGCAACGAUGUCUCCAAGUUCCGGCUGAGCAAUGCGGUAUUUGUCAGCGGACUCUUGGCAGUUGCCAGCUCCGCUGUGCUGGGCAUCUUCUGCAUACUCUCGGUGAUUCAACACGCGAUGAUAUCGUCGCGGGACAAGGUUGUCAUGUCCUACACGUCGCUGGUCAUUGUCAAACUGAUAUUGGCCCUGCUGGGCGGUUUGUUGGCAAUAAUAGCCACAGUGCUGUUUGCACUGCAAAUCGAUGAACAGGAGCGUUUCGGUUUCAAGAUAUCGCGUGGCAUAUCCUUCUAUAUACAGAUAGUUGUGAUUGUGCUAUCCAUUGCACUGUUUGUUGCCGCCCUGUAUGACGUCAUCUUCUCGCGCUCCUCUGGGGGCGAUCCCACUAUGGCGCUGGACGCUUCUUCUCCGGCAAGUGCAACCACCUUUAACAAUCCGGGCUUCAAGGAGCCGCGCAAUCGCAACGGCGUCUCGAUGACCGAUGCCUCGGGCAAGCCAUACAGCGGCAUACGCAACGGAGCUGGAACUGCUGGAAGUGUGGCGUCUAUGAGCACGACCGUAACGAGCGUUUCGAAUGGCUCCACGCUGGACUCAGUGACCCGUUCCCCGUUGCGCUCGAGCUUGAAAAAGCCACGUCCCAGGCCGGAUCCUACGCUGGGCAUACAAAAUCCAGGAUAUUCUGGGUCGGGCAGCUCGCCGCCUAUGCGACGCAAUGGAAGUGUGAAAAAGGUUCGCAUUCAGACGCACAGCACGGAAGUUUAGUGGGGAUGGCGGAACCCAAAACCCAACAAAAUCCGAAUCCGAUUCCGAUUCUGAUUCCGAUGUCAAACAGCUUGAAAUAAGAGAGACACAAGAAAAACAAUUACAAAGACUGUGUACUGUAGCAACAACACAAGGAAACACAAAUCGACACUUCACGAAACACAAAACCAAUAGAAAAGUUUCAAGAUUCUGUUUGAGACCCAACAAAUUGAAUUGGAAUUUGCAUAAACAAAUUGUUUUCAUUUGUCUUCCAAGCAAACGCGCAAAG
Messenger RNA from Drosophila hydei, 2105 nucleotides. RefSeq lists its product as uncharacterized. The record is from RefSeq and is a predicted model, not a curated record. The transcript is spliced from 6 exons. Bases 887 to 1837 code for a protein of 316 amino acids. NCBI's taxonomy places the organism in Eukaryota, Metazoa, Arthropoda, Insecta, Diptera, Drosophilidae.